AUGGGUAAAUGCUACAAGACAUGUCCGGCUGGUAUGCGGCCUAGCCUCAUCCCAGGCAGAUGCUCUACCGAUUGCUCCCAUAACACCAACGGUUUGGUAAAGACGUGCGGUCUCGGUUGUUCGCGAUCGGCGUUCGAGUGCGGCACUGCAAUAGGCGCCAUGGUGGCUUUCGUGGGGGCUUCAGUACUUGGAGCCUCUGCUGAGCUCGCACCACCCCUGGCCUCUAGCAUCUUGCUGGGCUUGUCGAAAAUGAUCGCCUUAGUAGCUGAGGUUAUUCAAGGCCUCUCUAGUGAGAUAAAGAACCUACUACGAGGUCGAGGGCUGAACGUGGGCCGCUUGGUCAUGAUGGGCGCUAUGAUGUUCACAUACUUCACUGAGAUGGAUGCCAAUCCUGACACGUUGUUGAAGGGCGCACUGCCGUACUCGGAGUCGAUCCAGGGUAUAAUUAACCUGGCUAAUCAACCGAGGUCAGAGCGUGUCAAGGCCGGUAUUGAAAACCUGAUGGGAGUUAUUCAAGAGAAAUUUAGUGCUGUGAGCGGCAGCAUCGUGAACAUCUUUGCGGCUUUCUCCCAACCUCAAUGUACAUAA
Molecule: messenger RNA, 588 nt
Organism: Perkinsus marinus ATCC 50983
Lineage: Eukaryota; Perkinsozoa; Perkinsida; Perkinsidae
Exons: 1
Coding region: 1-588 (195 amino acids)
Source: RefSeq, a predicted model, not a curated record